UUGACAAGUCAAUUGUUUCGCUGUCGUUGCUAUGCUCAAAUUAACCGAGGGCCAGCCAUAUAUAAGGUCUUGGAUGCUCGGCUCAAGCUGUAGAUAUCAAAUUGCCAUUCCCACGGGGUUUGGAUCGGAGGAGAUAGAUUGUUUAAUUUUGGCGACGAUGGCGGUGGAGGAGUGUCAUCAGGAGACACAGGUGGGCGACCUCCCGGAGGUCUGCCUGGUGCACGCCAUCGCGCUCACCUCCCCGCGCGACGCCUGCCGCUGCGCCGCCGUCUCCCUGGCCUUCCAUGCCGCCGCCGAGUCCGACCACGUCUGGUGCAACUUCCUCCCCAAGCUAGACCGCCAAGACACCAUCAUCCUCCAGACACCCGGCCAAGAGCACCAAGAAGGACGCCUAUCUCGGCCUCUGCGACGCCGGUGCCCUCGUCGACCACGGCGGCUGCAGGGUGUGGCUGGAGAAGGCGAGCGGCGCCGAGUGCUACUCGCGGUCGGCCAGGAGGCUCAGCAUGCCGUGGGACGACGGCAAGUUCUGCUGGAAAUGGUAGCCCCAGCCGCUCUCCAGGAUUGGUAGACGGCAAGGUCGACGAUGGGCUCGAAGACAGCGAGGUCAGCGAUGGGCUCAGAGAUGGCGAGGUCGCCGACGGGCUCAUAGACGGAAAAGGCUGGGGGGAUAGGUCGACGACGGGCUCAGAGAUGGCGAGGUCAGUGACAGGCUCAAAGACAGCGAGGUUGAAGGUUUAUCUAGUCCCUAAGUGUGGUUUUGGUAAUUAAUGGUAAUAUCUAUGGACAAGCAAUUGUGUUGAGAAUUGUUAGUAGGUUGUUCUAUAUGUGAUUCAUGGAGAAUUGAGAAUGGAUUCAUUGAGGAAUGCCACAAAGAUCAAGAGAGAUGCAUUGAGAUAAAUGAGCUCUAGGUGAUGCUCACGAGAUAAAGGAGAAGGUUGACAAUAAGCAUGAAGACUAAGUUACUUGUGGAGAUCAAGUAACUAAAGAUAUGAGGUUGUCAAUUGAAGUUUAUGGUGCUAUGUGCUUGAGAGUGAGUGGGGUUAGGUUCUAUAUAAAGAUUGUCAAUAAGAGUGAAGUCCAAGUUACUUGUGAAGAUUAAGUGACUUAAGGUAUAAAGUUGUUAAUUAGGUUUUAUGGACUAACUCAUGUGCUUUGUGCUUGAGAGUGAGUUAGGGUUAGGUUCCAUAAGAAUGCUGUAGGAAACAUGCCCUUAGAUUGAUUGCCUAAAUUACAUAAGGGCAUGUAUGUGAUUUUGGUGAUUAAUGACAAUAUAGUCAAUAAGACUAACAUGUUUGUCGAGUAUAUACUUUAGUAGGUCUCAUGGAUGCAACAAAAGAGAAGUCACCGAAGCCGGAACAAAGAAAGGAAUGAAUUGGAC
Molecule: messenger RNA, 1378 nt
Organism: Phragmites australis (common reed)
Lineage: Eukaryota; Viridiplantae; Streptophyta; Magnoliopsida; Poales; Poaceae
Exons: 2
Coding region: 32-568 (178 amino acids)
Molecular function (GO): protein binding
Source: RefSeq, a predicted model, not a curated record